CUAAAACAAGAGGAGGAGUGGAAAGAGCUUCUCUUAAGGGAGAUCAGCGUUCUUCAACUGUCUUUAGCUCAAAAGGAGGAGAAGAUCUCCGAACAAACUGCUCAACUCGAAGAAAUCAAAAAUUCCUUCAUUUACAAUUACGACUUGCUCAAAUCCCGGGAUUGUGAACUCGCACGCUACGAGCAAACUGUUGACAAUCUCAAGACUAUUUUAUUAAAGCGCGAUGCAGAAAUCAGUGAGUUGCGUGUUAGCCUUGACCAAGUUACGGAAGACUUCCACACCAGCGAGCUGUGUGCGCUGAACUGGAAGACACGCUUCGAAGAGGAAUCCAGGCGGGCCGUAGCGCAGGAGGCGGAUCUAAGGAAGGCUUCGACAACAGCACUCUCAAAGCUGGCAGAAUCCGAGUCAGCUGAGCGGUGUCGGCUGAAUGCCCAAAUCACCCGCCUUCAGGCCGACAUCGAGGCAGAACGAGCGCGCGCGUCGAACGACUUAGAGUCGGCGUUGGCUGAGGCAGCGCGACGCGCCUCGGAGGCCUCGGCGGAGGCCGAUCGACAGCGUCUGGUUCUUGAGAUGCGCACUGCUGCCGCUGAGGACGCCGCCGACCGCGCCAAGCAGGAGAUUCGACGCCUCACGCAGGAACUGCAAACCUCAAGUGAUGCGUUCAAUGCGAUCACGUCGGAGGUAGCCGCAAAGUCCCAGGCGGUGCAACAACUCGAGGGGCAGAUAAAGGAGCUCCGUGAGUCCUUGGCUCUUGCCGAAAAAGCCAAAUCGGCGUGCGACUUGAAAAUAUCACGUCUUGAAUCGCGUCACAAGUCGGAGAAGAAAUCGCUAACCAAGGAGCUUCAUGCGCUAAGAGAAUCAGAAAAAAUGCUCAAACAAGAAUUGUUUACUGUAAAUCACACUCUGACUUCGGUCAAAGAGGAGACUGAAGCGGAGAAAAAUCGCCUCCUGGUAUCUCUUGCUGCGGCUGAGAAGGCCUCGAUAGAAACCACAAAAGCUCGGGAUGCCGCCGAACUGGAGCGUCAACUAGCUGUGAGGAGCGUAAAUCGUUUGGAAGCCGAGAACCUUCGUCUCCGCACUGACCUAGACCGAGCACUCGCCAAGGACUACAUGUUUGACCCCAUGAAGAUCUCCGCCAGUCAGCUCGAGGCAACAACCCGUGAUCUUGUCGGGCAGGUGGCGGCUCUCCAAAUUGCCUGCGACAAGCUCGAGGCGGAGAAUCGGCAACUGAGGCAAUGCAACACUGGCAGUGAAAGCGCGGAAGUGCUGCAGCAACGGUUAGACAGCGCUUGUCAGCAGAUUGAAGCUCUUCGUGACGAAAACACUCGCCUACUCCAGCUGAGUAACAAGAUGCGAGCCAGGCAAAUUCGGGAGGCAGCUAAGACACAGGCUCUCCGCGAAUCGGGCAAAUCUUUGGCUCGAGGCGUCGUUCACGGCAAGAAGAGCCCCCUUGGUGGUGAUGCGAUGUCCUCUUCUGAUGAUAAUUUGGCCCCCACGUUUCCUCCAGAAGUCCUGAAAAGGUCCUUGUUGUCGAAAUGUAACAAAAACAACAGCAACCGUAGCGGGAGAGUCAAAAUUGACCACUGA
Mesocestoides corti is the source of this 1587-nucleotide messenger RNA. NCBI's taxonomy places the organism in Eukaryota, Metazoa, Platyhelminthes, Cestoda, Cyclophyllidea, Mesocestoididae. The record is from the annotation of a GenBank genome assembly.